AUAUAAUUAUAUCUAUCUAUGUAGAUAUAAUUAUAUCUAAUCAUAUUUUAAGACCUCUACUGUACAAACAGAUGCUGAAGCUAGCCUCUGAUUGGUCAGAAGAAGAUCAUGUUGUGGAAUCGUGUCAGACAUUUUAUAUAAAACAAAAUAUAUUUAAAAAUCAUUUCAGUCCUUUUUAAAAUUAUUAUUGAAACAUGAAUUUGAACAUACAAGAACUCAUUGAGAGCUUCACAUUUAAUGACCUUUGCACCAAUCAGAGGGCAGCGCUGACAGUUCUUCAGAUGGCGGGGACGUCGAGACACGAUCGAGAGAUGGUCAUGAACGCCAAGCGUCAGCUGUCGGCGUGUUCCGACCCGGUGGAGAGACUCAGGCUGCAGUGUCUGACCCGCGGGUCGUCUGGGAUCAAAGGUCUGGGCAGAACCUUUAAAGUCAUGGACGAUGACAACAGCCGCUCUCUGGACCUGAAGGAGUUUCUGAAGGGAUUGAACGACUACGGGAUCAUGAUGGACAAAAAGGAAGCCACCGAGCUGUUUCUGCUCUUCGACCGCGACGGGAACGGAACCAUCGACUUUGACGAGUUCCUCGUGACUCUAAGGCCUCCCAUGUCCAAGGCCAGGAAGGAGGUGGUGAUGCAGGCGUUUCAGAAGCUGGAUAAGACGGGCGACGGGGUGAUCACCAUCGAAGACCUGCGGGGGGUUUACAAUGCCAAGUACCACCCCAAGUACCAGAACGGAGAGUGGACCGAGGACCAGGUCUUCAGGACGUUUCUGGACAACUUCGACUCUCCGUACAACAAAGAUGGAAAAGUCACGAAAGAAGAAUUCACCAACUACUACUGUGGCGUCAGCGCCUCCGUCGACAGCGACGUCUACUUCAUCCUCAUGAUGAGAAACGCCUGGAAGCUCUGACUCCGCCCACAACACGAUUCUCUGACCAACAUCAUCAACAGACUUUAGAUUCAAUCAGCACUUAUGAGCUGUACCGCAGCCGGACACCAGGGGGCGAUCAUGAAGAUUACAUCUUUAUUUACAGUUGAUAUAAACGAGGGGUGAAACCUCAUUGGUGGAAACAAUCAUAAAGAUUUAUGAUGAAUAUUCAUUAUGAUUGUUUAGUUGAUCAGUAGUUUUGUGUCCAGUUAUAAAUAAUUUAUUAUUAUCGUGGUUUGAUCAUGUUGCUGGUUUUUAAGUUGAAUAUUAUUGUUAUUAUUAUGAUUAUGAUUAUUAUUAUCAUUAUUCCCUGUUGUAGGACGAAGAGUUAUCUUGUCUUUUCUUUAUCGUGUUGUAAUGUUUAGUACACAAACACGAGAAAACUGUUGAAUUGUUGUAGUUUAUAGUUUAUUGAUAUGCAACAUGACACUGUUUAAAUAAAGAGUUGAACAAUA
Messenger RNA from Scophthalmus maximus (turbot), 1381 nucleotides. It is a transcript of the gene capslb, whose product is annotated as calcyphosine-like b. The record is from RefSeq and is a predicted model, not a curated record. Gene Ontology annotation, molecular function: calcium ion binding. The coding region runs from base 195 to 908 and encodes 237 amino acids. Lineage: Eukaryota; Metazoa; Chordata; Actinopteri; Pleuronectiformes; Scophthalmidae. The transcript is spliced from 6 exons.